AUGCCCUCUCUACACGAAACAACAGUCAAAAGGAGUUUGGCAGAGCUACUGUACAAAAUAGGAAAGGGAAUCCAGGUCAACAUUGGAAAUAUUGUGUAUUCACAGAUCACAAACUUGGCAGAAAGUAGUGAGUCAAAGGCUUCGCUCUUUUUUCCAAAUCUGAUCCACGCUAUUCUAUCCAAGCAAGGGCUGAAGACACAUGGACCAAAAACACAAGUCAAGACCAUAAACACAACCAAAAAACUGAAGAAGGGGAGUCAUCAAAAUUAUCUCAAAGCCUCUUUUCCAACUGAUAAUCCAACUGACCAACAAACCUUGAUCAAGUACUUUGAGAAAAGGUCAAAAGAAUUGGAUGACGCAGAAAAACAAUUGUUACGAAAACACAUGGAAAUCAAAGAAGAAAAAGUUGAAGUUCUACAAUGGUUGAAAGCUCUAAAAACUGAAAGAAAUGAAGAAAACAGUGAUGAUGAUGAAGAAGAAAAGACUGAAAAUGAAGAAGGAGAUCAGGAAAACGAUGAAGAAGAGAAUGAAGAAGAAGAUAAUGAAGAAGAAGAUGGUCAGGCAGAACAUGGUGAAACAUCUACCUAG
Molecule: messenger RNA, 588 nt
Organism: Ipomoea nil (Japanese morning glory)
Lineage: Eukaryota; Viridiplantae; Streptophyta; Magnoliopsida; Solanales; Convolvulaceae
Product: acidic leucine-rich nuclear phosphoprotein 32 family member A-like
Exons: 1
Coding region: 1-588 (195 amino acids)
Source: RefSeq, a predicted model, not a curated record